Hippoglossus stenolepis (Pacific halibut) is the source of this 979-nucleotide messenger RNA. RefSeq names its product dynein, light chain, roadblock-type 1 (gene dynlrb1). The record is from RefSeq and is a predicted model, not a curated record. Lineage: Eukaryota; Metazoa; Chordata; Actinopteri; Pleuronectiformes; Pleuronectidae. Gene Ontology annotation, molecular function: dynein intermediate chain binding. The transcript is spliced from 4 exons. The coding region runs from base 149 to 439 and encodes 96 amino acids. Gene Ontology annotation, biological process: microtubule-based movement. Gene Ontology annotation, cellular component: centrosome; cytoplasmic dynein complex; cytoplasm.
UGAGGCGGCUGACCCGGACGUGACGUCACUCGUCUUCUCCCAUCAACAACACAGGACGGUUAGCUGUUAGCAGUUAGCUGUUAGCAGUUAGCAGUUGUGUAGCGGGACCAGUUUGUGACGCGGUGUCCUCCUCACGCCCUCUUUGAAAAUGGCUGAAGUUGAAGAGACUCUGAAGAGGAUCCAGGGUCAGAAAGGAGUUCAGGGAAUCAUCAUCGUCAACUCGGAGGGAAUCCCUGUCAAGACGACGCUGGACAACUCCAGCACGGUGCAGUACGCCGGACUCAUCCACCAGCUGGUGAUGAAGGCCAGGAGCACCGUCAGAGACAUCGACCCCCAGAACGACCUCACGUUCCUGCGGAUCCGCUCAAAGAAGAACGAGAUCAUGAUCGCUCCAGAUAAGGAUUAUUUCUUGAUCGUCAUCCAGAAUCCCUCAGACUGAACCAGAGGAGCCGCUGCCCGACUCAUUUCUCUCCGUCUGUCGUUCAUAUCAAACAGACAAACUUUAUUUUGUCUCAUUAAAUGAAACCGAACCUGUUUAUUAGAAGUUUUUAUUAUUCACUUGCGGAAACAAAGAAACUUAAAGACAAGAGAUGAGGGAGGAUUAAAACUGAGUCUCCUUUACGACAGGAUCAUUUCCCCAUGUUUUAGCAUUCCACUACAAUGUCCUCUCUAUGCAUCAUGCUUAUUAUGACAAUGUGUUCAUCAUGUAUGUAUUUUAGCACAUGGGGAAAAUACACGUCUGCUAAAAUACCUCAACUGCACGUUAAUAAAGAAGAGAGAGAGAGACCACAGCAACUCUUUAGAGUUAAACAUCUUUUGUUUCAGUUAAACCUUCAUGAAAAUCUCUGGACGUAAUUUAUUGUUGUGUUGUUUAAAGAUGCUGAAGGGCAGAAUGUCAGCGGUGAGACAAACUCGACUGCUCUCGUCUUGUCCACUUCCUGUUGGUUAUUUCUUACAAAUUAAAAAAUGGAGAAAAUGA